This is a messenger RNA of Cladophialophora yegresii CBS 114405, 3630 nucleotides long. RefSeq lists its product as uncharacterized. Gene Ontology annotation, molecular function: ATP hydrolysis activity; ATP binding. The record is from RefSeq and is a predicted model, not a curated record. Gene Ontology annotation, biological process: double-strand break repair via homologous recombination. Gene Ontology annotation, cellular component: Smc5-Smc6 complex. Bases 1 to 3630 code for a protein of 1209 amino acids. Lineage: Eukaryota; Fungi; Ascomycota; Eurotiomycetes; Chaetothyriales; Herpotrichiellaceae. The transcript has 2 exons.
AUGGCUCCUCGAGGAAGUCGCCGUUCAAGGGCGUCCGACUCUGAUGUCGAGGAGUCUCGGCCCAACACGCCCGCCUCAACUGCACCGAACGACAAGAAACGCAUCCGAAGGAGUGCCAAACUCGACGAUGAGAGUGACAACACGGUCGAUUCCUCUUCCUCCUCGUCGCCGGAGAGGAUGCCUCGAUCAGUCAACACGAGACUGCCGGUGCGCAAACCUCAGGUCGCCGCCGGCCCCAGUAACGACAACGUCGAGAUACGGUCAGGUCAUCAGCCUGGUGCUAUCGUUCGUGUGAAAUUGACCAACUUCGUCACGUACACUUCUGCAGAGUUCUUCCCUGGACCGAGUCUGAACAUGGUUAUUGGUCCAAACGGCACUGGAAAGAGUACGCUUGUCUGCGCUAUAUGUCUUGGGCUAGGGUGGCCACCUAAGCACCUUGGACGUGCAAAGGAACCUGCCGAGUUCGUGAAGCACGGCUGCCGCGAGGCUACCAUGGAGAUUGAACUACAGCGCAAACCCUCGAUGCGGAAGAACCCUGUCAUCACAAGGGUGAUUAAAAGAGAGGGAAACCAGUCUACAUACCUCAUCAACGGCAAACAGUCGUCGGGCAGAGAAGUCCAGGUCUUGGCGAACAGCUUCAAUAUCCAGAUAGACAACCUGUGUCAAUUCUUGCCCCAAGACAAGGUUGUGGAGUUCGCCAUGAUGACGCCCGUGGAUCUCCUUGUCAGCACCCAACGCGCUGUCGCCGGACCCGAGAUGACCAAUCUACACGAGGAAUUGAAGCGGUUACGCAAAGACCAAAGCAAGGUCAUGAAGAACGUCAAAGACGCCCGAGCUCAACUCGCGCAUCUGGAGAGUAGACAAGAGGGACAACGGCCCGAGGUGGAGCGAUUGAGGGAAAGAGCCAAGGUGAAGUUGAGAUUGGAGAGAUUGGAACAGUCUCGUGCAAUCCUUCGGUACCAAGCAGCCAAGACAUUAUCUCAGGAAGCCAAAGAACGCGCCCAGACCAUCAGCCAAGAGCUAAAGCAUCUGAAGGCCGCGUCUGCGCCAGCGCUGGCGAAAGUUCGCUCAAAGGCGGAGUACGAGGCGCGGGCGCGGGCGUUCAAAACCAAGUGUGAGAAAGAGUUGACGAAUAUUCUAAAGACAUGCGACAAUAAGACCAAAGAAAUCAUGAAACUUGAUGAUGAUAUGAAAGAAAAGUCGACCCAGAUAGAAGCAGAGAAGACGGGGGUUAGCAAGAACAAGAACACUAUCGCUCAAGAACAGAACAAACUGCGCGAUCUCAGAAGGAAGAAGACUGAGGCUCCCGAGAACUUCGACGUCACUGGCCUCACGAACGAAAUGCAGGCGUUGAGAGGUCGUGUAGCUGCGGUCCAAGAGAAAAUCAACGAUCUGGAGCCACGCAAGACCGACCUGCGGGAUCGUGGGCUCAGACGAAAAGAAGAUGCGAAAGCUCUUGCCGUCAGACUGGAAACCUUUGGGAGCCACGCCAAUCAACAAGAGGAAAAGCUGAAGGGGCUGUCAGAGGCUACGUGGAAAGCUUGGGAUUGGAUUCAGAAGAAUCAAGAUCAAUUCACUCAACAUGUCUACGGCCCGCCGAUCGUGGAAUGCUCGCUCAAGGACCCACACAUGGCUGACGCCAUUGAAUCGAUCUUCCAGCAGACUGACUUCAAGUUCAUCACUGCCCAAAAUACCGCCGACUUCCAACUCCUCCAGAAGAAGUUAGUCGGAUCAACAGCCGAUGGAGGGCUGGGCCUCCACGAUGUCAGCCUCCGUGAACGCAGCGAUUGCAGCAUGGAUCAGUUUCGUCCACCGGUGUCACCCGAACAGAUGCAAGACCUUGGGCUGAGCGGCUGGGCGCUUGAUUGUCUGCAAGGCCCUGUCGCGGUUCUCGCCCAACUCUGCGUUGAAAAAGGCUUGCAUCGCUGCGGUAUAAGCUCUAGAGAGCCUACUCAACAGCAACAUGACGAGAUUGGAAAGACAGAUAUCCAGAGUUAUGUCGCGGGGCAAAAGGUCUACCACUUCCUGAGACGUCGGGAAUAUGGAGCUGCAGGCUACUCUGCCCGAGUCCAGGACGUCCGCCGUGCACGAUACUGGACGGACCAGCCAGUUGACAUGGGCCGAAAGGCUGCACUUCAACGAGAUCUUAAUGAAGCCAGAGGUGAGGCUGCGGCGAUCCACGCGGAAUUUGUGGAUGUUACGGAUCAGAUCAAGCAAUUGGAUGGCGAAAAGCGGCAGAUGACGGGCGAGAUGAAUGCCAAGAAGGAGGAGAAAGAGGCAAUCCAGAGCGCACGCGUGGCGUACGACAGACUGGACGUCGAGAUUCAGACCAAAGAAGAGUCCAUCAAGAUGCUGCGCGAGUCCAUACGUGGAGUGGGUGCCCGCAUCAAUGGGAUACAGAAGGAAUUCGACGACUUGCUCGUUGCCAAAACCGAAGCUGUCCUGGCAUUCGCGGCGGCAACGAGAGAGGUCAAGUCCAAAACCGCCGCUCUCUUCGAAGCGGACGUCCUCCUGGUGGAGGCGAUGUCCGAUCACCAGGUUGCAGCAGCUCAGAACAAUGAGGUUGUUCAGGCCAUCCAGCAAAAGGAAGCCGAAAAGAAUACUGCGACUGAGACGUACCGACAACAGCAUGAUCUGGCCUUGAAGUCCAAAAACGAGGCCAUGAUAGUGGCCAACGAGGCGAAACGGCUGGCCAGAGAAGGCGAUGAGAGCUUCAACGAGCUUUUAGGGCACGUGUGUCAGUCUCUCAAUACGCCCGAGAAUCUGGAGGCUGAAAUCGAUGCGGAAAAGGCCAAGCUGGAAUUGACCGAGGGGGGCAAUGCACAGACGAUCGCGGAAUUCGAGCGGCGGGCUCGAGACAUUGAGACUUUACGAGUCCAGGUCCAGGAUGUGAACGAACGUCAGGCGGAGUUCAGACGUCAUAUCAAGGAGGUGCGGGAGAGAUGGGAGCCUCGUCUCGACGAGAUCAUUGCCCAAAUCAACGACGCAUUCUCGGAUUCGUUCGCACGGAUUGGGUGCGCCGGUCAGGUCGCUGUGUACAAGGCGUCAUCCGAUGACCCCGACGAGUGCACAGAGGAAAAUGGGGGUGCGGAGAACGGGCUGGAUUUCGAGAAGUGGUCGAUAGAGAUCAGCGUCAAGUUCCGCGAGUCGGAGCCGCUCAGUCUGUUGGACAGCCAUCGACAGUCCGGCGGUGAGAGGGCAGUCAGCACAAUCUUCUACCUCAUGGCCCUGCAGAGUCUCAGUCGCGCGCCAUUCCGAGUGGUCGACGAGAUCAAUCAGGGCAUGGAUCCGCGGAACGAGCGAAUGGUGCAUGGCAGGAUGGUUGACAUCGCUGCGGACGAUGGAGGCAGCCAGUACUUCCUGAUCACUCCGAAGUUGCUCAGCGGCCUGAAGUACAGACGCGGCAUGACAGUCCUUUGCAUUGUCAGUGGCGAAAACGUGCCCGCCGCCAGAGAGCGCGAUGACGAAGGUGCAUGGCACGAAGGGCCCAAGGUCGACUUCAAACUGUUUGUGGCGAGGGCGAGGGACUUGGGCAUUGGUGCAGCCGCUGGCGCACGGCGCAUCGAUUCUGGCAUGGGCUUCGGCCAGAGCUUUGGGAGUGCCGGCCAGUCUCCUGCAGUUGGAGCAUGA